AGAGAGAGAGAGAGAGUGAUCAAUAUGGGAGGAGAUGAGGAGUGGAGGAAAACGGCAGUCACCCACAAAAUGAAACCGGAAGACGUAAAAGCAGCGGGAUUAGAGGGCUCCAAGAGGCCCCCUGGCCAACACCCUGGGGAAGUACUGCACCAGAGGAGCAGGCUGCCCUUCAGCUAUAAGACCAUGGCCAUCGGAGGCCUCCUUAUUACUGCCUCCGUUGCUUACUUCACGUUGUACCUCAAGAAAAAGCCCGAAGCUUCCGCCCGAGAUGUUGCCAAGGUGACUAUUGGAGCCGCCGAACCCGAGGACACUCGGCCAAGGAAGUAGUACUUUGUGGCUCCUCGAUCGUAUUUAAACAAACGUUAAUUAUCAAAUCAUGUUUAUGAUCAGUUGCCCGAGAUGCGGUUUUGCUUGUAAAUGUUUGUUUUGUUGGACUUUGUUUUUGCAAUGUUUUCUUGGGUAUGGGGAAUAUGAUCAAUGCUCUUGAUAUGAUCAGGUUAAUAUAAACGUUCAAAUGUUUUAUCA
Molecule: messenger RNA, 525 nt
Organism: Juglans microcarpa x Juglans regia
Lineage: Eukaryota; Viridiplantae; Streptophyta; Magnoliopsida; Fagales; Juglandaceae
Exons: 1
Coding region: 25-327 (100 amino acids)
Source: RefSeq, a predicted model, not a curated record